Papilio polytes (common Mormon) is the source of this 1163-nucleotide messenger RNA. RefSeq names its product retinoblastoma-binding protein 5 homolog (gene Rbbp5). NCBI's taxonomy places the organism in Eukaryota, Metazoa, Arthropoda, Insecta, Lepidoptera, Papilionidae. Gene Ontology annotation, molecular function: protein binding. The transcript is spliced from 9 exons. Gene Ontology annotation, cellular component: Set1C/COMPASS complex. The record is from RefSeq and is a predicted model, not a curated record. The coding region runs from base 107 to 1135 and encodes 342 amino acids.
AUAACAUUUUUCUCAAUCAUUCCUUAAGUAUUAAGUAUUUAUUAUUUUAAUUAAUAUUACAUUAAUUUUGUAGUCUUAACUAUGUUGUUUUGAGAUAAAUAUUAAGAUGAACUUGGAACUAUUAGAAUCAUUUGGACAAAAUUACCCAGAGGAGUUCGAUGGUGCCUUGGACUCGAUAUCACUGGCCGCGACAUGCGCGUUCAACCGGCGCGGCACUCUGCUGGCAGUGGGCUGCAACGAUGGCAGAAUCUUCAUCUGGGACUUCCUGACUCGUGGAAUUGCUAAAUCAAUAUCAGCACACGUUUACCCUGUUUGCAGUUUAAGCUGGUCAAGGAACUGUAAAAAACUAUUAUCAGCUUCAACAGACCAUAAUGUGUGCAUAUGGGAUGUUUUAUCUGGAGAGUGUGAGCAACGCUAUAGGUUUCCAACCCCCAUAGUCAGGGUGCAGUUUGAUCCGAGAAAUGACAGGAGAUUUCUUGUAUGUCCAAUGAGACAUGCAGCUUUGCUAGUUGAUACUGAAGGUGAACAUAAAAUAUUACCAAUUGAUGAUGAUGGGGAUAUAAAUGUAAUAGCAUCAUUUGAUAGAAGAGGUGAUUAUGUGUACACAGGCAAUGCUAAAGGGAAGAUAUUAAUUUUAGACUCUCAGACAUUAGCCGUAAAGGCGAGUUUUAAAAUAACAGUUGGAACAUCCAGUACUACUGGCAUUAAAAGUAUUGAAUUUGCUCGGAGAGGAGAUUGUUUCCUUGUGAAUACAUCAGACAGGGUGAUUAGAGUUUAUGACACAAACACUGUGCUCAAAUGUGGAACUAACGGGGAGCCGGAGCCGAUACAGAAACUACAGGAUCUUGUUAAUAACUUCUGCAGCUCGGACGAGGAGGGCGAGGACGAGACGCUGCUCUCCUUCCUGCCCAUCGCGCCGGAGAUAGAGGACCCGGAGGAUGGGUGGGCAGCGACGCAGGAGACGGUGACGCCGGUGGAGACGCCGGAGAAGCUGGAGCCCGUCGCCAAGCGCCCCAAGAGCAAGACCUACGACAUCUCGCUGAAGAUCCCGCCGCCCGAGCAAACGAUAUCGUUUGGUGGCAAGAACAAACAGGCGGCGGGCAAUAAGAAGGUGCCGGGCAGACCUCGCAAAUAAUUAUAAGGAAAUAAAUAUUUAAAUUUAU